Molecule: messenger RNA, 2263 nt
Organism: Brassica oleracea var. oleracea
Lineage: Eukaryota; Viridiplantae; Streptophyta; Magnoliopsida; Brassicales; Brassicaceae
Product: probable receptor-like protein kinase At5g39030
Exons: 6
Coding region: 22-2145 (707 amino acids)
Biological process (GO): protein phosphorylation
Molecular function (GO): ATP binding; protein kinase activity
Source: RefSeq, a predicted model, not a curated record
UCUUUCUUCUUCUUCAGGCCAAUGGCUGUGGGAUUGCCAUUGAUGUUCCUCCUUGUCUCACAUUUAUUUAUCUUAGGAGUAACAUCGAGGAACAUUACGAUAGUGAACGAAUGCGAAUUCACUGUGUGGCCGGGGAUUCAAACAACGGCUGCUGAUCAUCCGUUCAACAUCUCUGGCUUCGUUCUCAAGAAAGGAGAGAGGCGUGAAAUCGACCCACCGUCUACAUGGAAAGGUCGUAUCUGGGGCAGGUCACGAUGCUUGACCAACACAACCGGGAGUUUCUCAUGCCAAACCGGAGACUGCAACUCUGGAGAAAUCGAGUGCUUGGGAAACUCAGGCAAACCUUCUCUCACUCUAGCUAAGUUUAACUUCAACAAUUCUCACGGCCUGAAUGAUAGCUAUGAAGUUAGCGCCGUUCAGGGUUAUAACCUUCCAUUGCUGAUUGCCCCCCAAAAUGAGCCAACAUGUACCAGCACUGAUUGCAUGGUUGUCACUAAUAAAUACUGUCCUCGGUUGGCGGUGAAAGAAUAUAAACUUUCAGGAAUUAGUUGCGUCAACGCUUGUGAAAAAUUCAAUUUGCCUGAGAUCUGCUGCGAGAGUGACAGCGAUAACAAUUACGCCUCUGCGGAAAAAUGCCAACUGACGGUUGACUCGCAGUCGCAGGAUCUCAGGAGAGCAUGCCCACUUGCCUAUAACUACGAUGACAGUAGCAACCUCUGGAAAUGCACAAACUCCGCUGGCUAUCUCAUCACUUUUUGCCCCUUAAAUGCCAGGAUAACCAACAACAACGAGGAGAACGCACUGGCUCCGUCUCCCUCUCCAGUACCAAACAAGCAUGCUCCAACUCACAGGACAUCUAAAAACAUUGGACCGGCUCUGGCUCCAAGAGGAAGUCGAACUCAGUCUCCAUUUCAAGCCAUACCGAAAAGACAAAAACGAUCAUGGAAGUUGAAACACAUACUCGGUGCCUUGGGAGCUUCUGUAUUCAUCAUUAUUGCGGUCAUUUUAAUGGCGAGAGCAAAAUAUGCGAGGAAGAGUAGUAGGAAUGGAAAAAACUUUGAAGCAGUUGUAAUGUUGAGACAAUAUAGUUACGCAAAAGUCAAGAAGAUGACAAACUCAUUUGCGCAUGUUCUUGGGAAAGGAGGAUUUGGAAUUGUCUACAAAGGAAAAUUACCUGAUGGAGGCCAAGACGUUGCAGUAAAGAUCUUGAAAGAUGUAAAGGGAAGUGGAGAAGAGUUCAUCAAUGAAAUAGCAAGCAUGAGUAGAACGUCUCAUGUUAAUAUUGUUUCUCUGCUUGGAUUUUGCUAUGAAGAGAACAACAAAGCAAUAAUAUACGACUUCAUGCCGAAUGGAUCCCUUGAUAAGUUCAUUGCCGAGAAUAUGUCAGCGAAGAUGGAAUGGGAGACGUUAUACAAGAUUGUGGUAGGUUUGUCUCGCGGCCUAGAAUAUUUGCACAACCGGUGUGUAUCGAGGAUUGUGCAUUUUGAUAUAAAACCACAAAACAUACUCAUGGACAAAGAUUUUUGCCCCAAGAUUUCAGAUUUCGGGCUUGCUAGGCUUUGCAAGAAUAACGAGAGCAUCAUGUCAAUGCUAGACGCGAGAGGGACCUUUGGAUAUAUUGCCCCUGAAGUGGUUUCUAGGAAUUUUGGAGGAGUUUCGCACAAGUCAGAUGUAUAUAGUUAUGGGAUGGUCGUUCUGGAGAUUAUUGGAGCAAGGAAUAGAGAAAAUUUUGAGAAAUCUGGAUCAAAUAACAGUUCAAUGUACUUUCCAGACUGGAUCUAUAAGGAGUUCGAGAGGGGAGAGAUCAUGAGGUGUUUUGGGGAUCAACUAACCGAAGAAGAAGAGAAAAUUGCAAGGAAAAUGGUAUUAGUUGGUCUGUGGUGUAUUCAGACCAAUCCAUUUGAUCGUCCACCAAUGAUCAAAGUCAUUGAAAUGUUAGAAGGAAGUGUGGAGGCUCUCCAAAUUCCACCUAAGCCUCUCUUGUGUUUACCCACGGUAGCUGUUCCAGAAAUUCUUGAAGAUGGUAAUGAGACUUCAAGCGUCUCUAACCCAAGUCAGUUUGAAAGAUGUACGCUCUCAGCUGGCGAAGACACUUUACGCAACUCUAUUUCCAAAGAAGACAUAGUUCAGUGUCCAGACUCUUAAAUUAAAGUCAAGUGUGGAUCUUUUAUAACUUGUCAAGAUGUUGAUAUACUUUCGUUGGUUGUUAGUUCUGAUUUGAUUGUGUUUUUUAAAUACUUACAAGAUGAUAUCCGGUGUUCUU